Messenger RNA from Adineta steineri, 1218 nucleotides. The record is from the annotation of a GenBank genome assembly. NCBI's taxonomy places the organism in Eukaryota, Metazoa, Rotifera, Eurotatoria, Adinetida, Adinetidae.
AUGGCCUCUAGUAGAAUUCCAUUGUAUCGUGUUAAAGGUACACAUUACGAAUGUGCACAUACUAUCGGUGAAUUAACACGUGAAUCGAUUCGUCAUCGUAUUGCUGAUGAUCUUCCCUAUUUAACACCCUUAUUUGCUUUCGUUCAAACUGAAUAUGGUCAAAAACUACAUCGAGAUUUUCUUGAAACAACACGUUCAUUAUAUCCAUGGUAUUGGGAUGAACUUCGUGGUUUAGCUGAUGGUUCAGCAAUUCCUUUCGAACAAUUACUUGUUUUAAAUUUUCUAAAUGAAACUCGAACAGCUUAUCGUUUAUUAGAAGAAAAAAAACAAUUAGAAAAUGAAACGGGUGAAAAAGGUUGUACAACUGUAUUAAUUAAUCGAAAAGAUACAAAUACAUUAUCUUUAUUACAUAAUGAAGAUCAUUCAACCGCAUUAUAUAUGACAGGAUAUCUCGUUGAAGCUGAUAUACAAUCAAGUAAAUAUGAGGAUGGUAAGCGUGAAAGUCCGAAAGAAAAAUUUAUUGCUUAUUGUUAUGCUGGUGGUAUUCCAGGAAAUGCUUUUGGUGUAAAUAAACAUGGUUUUGCAUGUACAUUGAAUGGUCUAUAUCCCAAUUUUGUUGCACAUGGUCGUUUACCCCGACAGAUAAUUAAUCGAGCAUUACUUUCAGUAAAAAAUGAAGAAGAAUUAGAUAAAUUAAUUCAUGCGUCACCAGCAGCAUACGGCUUUUGUAUAAAUGGAGGUUUUAUUCAUCAAUGCAAUUAUUUACUUAAUUAUGAAAUAGGACCAAAUUUAAAUAUUGAUAAUGAAAAUUAUAUUAGUAAAUGCCGUAUAAUUAAUAAUGAAGAUAAUCUUGAAAAGAAGGAUGAUGAUGAUGAAUAUUCUACAGCUUUCAAUUAUCUUAUUCAUUAUAAUCAUUAUGAACGUUUAGAUAAGGUUAUUAAUCAACAAAAAGCACUUCAAUCAUCACAUAGCCGUUGGAAACGUGGUCAAGAACUCGGUGAAAUAUUUAAUAGCAAGGAUGCGAUAUGUUUACUUGGCGAUUAUGAAAACGAAGCAUUUCCUAUAUUUCGUUCUUCAAAUCAAUCCGAUGUGAAAUCCAGAACAUUAUGUACAAUACAUAUUAAUUUUUUAACUAAAGAACUUAUUCUUUAUCAACAUAAUCCAAAAGAAAAUAAUGAACCAUCAUUAACUUAUAAUUUAGCAGAUUUAUUUGUUUAG